GGUUUGCAGAUUGGCGGGUUUACUCCGACAGGAGCUUUCGUCCGAUACUCAGAGCUCAAGUUGAAAAUUACAUGUUCUCAGCUUCACAUCAUAGGUUCGAGCUCUAAACCCGCACGCGGCUCGCACAGACAUCACAAAUGGAACCAGUGCAAGAACAUGCUUCGCUUAUGCGGUCGGGAGAGGUUUGGUACGAUGAUGGCAAUGUCGUGCUACAGGCCGGCGACACCCUCUUCAAAGUGUAUCGCGGUGUUCUCAGCAGAGAAUCGCCCUUCUUCAGGGACAUGUUCUCUCUGCCUCAGUCGGAUGCUGCCACGGCGGAAUGCUAUGACGGAUGUCCGAUUAUUCCUGUGCAUGAUAAGCCAGUUGAGAUGAAGAAAUUUCUUACUGCUACGCAUAAUUAUGAGUACCAUUUCAAUGGACGUUUUGAUUGUAUCGACUAUGUCGCUAUCCUCAAACUCGCCUCGAAAUAUCAGGCAGAGACGCUACGCAGACGGGUUGUCGAGACCUUGCAAUACGUCUAUCCCGACACCCUAGAUGGAUUCGAUAAGGCUCGCAUAGCGGGCUGGCACUUUCCUGCUACCCAUCCUCUACACAAACUAAGCCUGAACGACUUCUCCACGCAUGUCGCGGUUAUCAAUUUGGGGACCGAGCGGGGUGCGUCGGUCCUCCUGCCCAGCGCAAUGCUCCGCGUGCUGGUGAGGGGCAUCGACAGCAUCGUGAAUGGCGAACAGUCUACGCAGCUGGACGCACAGAGCCGGGACACGCUGCUCUCCGCGCUUCCCGCGCUCUCGCUGCUCGCCCGGCAGCACACCUUCGAGGUCCUCUUCCGCGACGCGUGCGGGCUCUCGGACCAGUGCAUGCAGAUCGACUACUGCGACCGAACGCGCCGGCAGCUCGUGCGCACGCUCGAGAACCCUUCGCUCGCGCACAUGAUCAGCCCGUUCCACAUCCUCGGGUUCGGCAACAAGUCCAAGCACAUUCAGAACCUCUGUCCCGAUUGCCGCACGGCGCUCAAGAAGUGCUACGACGCUGGGCGCAAGCUCGCGUGGGAGAAGCUGCCGGCAGUCUUCAAGCUGCCCGAGUGGGAUGAGCUGAGGAGGCUCGCGAGAGAGUCUGACACUCCAGGAGAACAGGGAGAGGCCGCGGACGAGAGUGAAGUAGACCCUGAGGAUGGAUAGCGUGCCGGGGCCUCAGGCUGACUCAGUUCCAAUUAUCCAACAUCUCAUGUGCAGGUUUGACAGACUUUAUUUUCUUUUGCAGGUACUGUAUUGUACAUUUUCA
Phanerochaete carnosa HHB-10118-sp is the source of this 1281-nucleotide messenger RNA. RefSeq lists its product as uncharacterized. Lineage: Eukaryota; Fungi; Basidiomycota; Agaricomycetes; Polyporales; Phanerochaetaceae. Gene Ontology annotation, molecular function: protein binding. Bases 138 to 1178 code for a protein of 346 amino acids. The transcript has 4 exons. The record is from RefSeq and is a predicted model, not a curated record.